This is a messenger RNA of Monosiga brevicollis MX1, 1164 nucleotides long. RefSeq lists its product as uncharacterized. Gene Ontology annotation, cellular component: lysosome. Bases 1 to 1164 code for a protein of 387 amino acids. The transcript has 6 exons. Gene Ontology annotation, molecular function: N-acylsphingosine amidohydrolase activity; fatty acid amide hydrolase activity. Gene Ontology annotation, biological process: fatty acid metabolic process. Lineage: Eukaryota; Choanoflagellata; Craspedida; Salpingoecidae. The record is from RefSeq and is a predicted model, not a curated record.
AUGAUGAAGCUGCUCCUCGUGGCACUGGCCCUUCCAGCCCUUGCGCUGGCCGCGGAUACCAAAUGCAACAUGGCUUCCGAGUCCCUCUACCCGCCCAAGCCUGAGACGGCCCUGCCUUGGCAUGAUAUCAACCUCGACCUUCCCGCUCAGGAGCGCUGGGUCAACGUGACCAAGCCCUUGGCCCCCCAGAUCUCGGACAUGGUGUACCAGGUGAUUGAUCUCCUGCCCUCGUACCUGCGCGAAAAGGUCAUGGCCGCGCUUGACCAGGGUGCCGACAAGAUUCUGGACGCCUUCCCCGAAGACUUUGGAGAUGAGAUCCGCGGCAUCGCCAACGCCACCGGCAUUGACGUGGGUGCUCUGAUUGUUUACAACAUUGCCUAUGAAAUUGAGGGUGGUUGUACCUCCUUGGUGGCCCGCGAUGGUCAAAACCGCACCUUCCAUGCCCGCAACCUCGACUUUGGCCUCUUCUUUGGCUGGGACAAGGCCAACGAGACUUGGGCCCUCACUGAAAAGCUCCGCCCCCUCCUCUUCAACGCUCGCAUCUGGAAGGGUGGCAAGGUCAUGUACAACGCCACCUACUUUGCUGGCUACGUCGGCCUUCUCACAGGCAUGAAGACGGGUGGUUUCAGCAUCACCGUUGAUACCCGCUACGACAACACCUUUUGGAAGGGUCUCAUCGAGUUUUUCGAGGGUGAUACCUCGGGCCAUUUCGUUGGCUUUACUACCCGUCAAGUCAUGGAAUCCCAGGCCACGUAUGCCGAGGCCCUCCAAGCCCUCCAAAGCUACAAGAUGGUUGGCCCAUCAUACAUGAUUCUCGGCGGCGUGCAGCCCAACGAGGGUGCCAUCAUCACGCGCUCCAUGAACGAGUCGUUGCACCUUUGGACCCUCGAAAACGAUGCUCACAACACCGGCUUUUAUGUCAUCGAGACCAACUACGACAACUGGGUGGACCCCCCCUUCUAUGACAACCGCCGUGGCCCCGCCGAAACCUGCCUGCAGCAGAUUGGUACUGAUAACGUCGAGUUUGAUUCGCUCUUCAACAUGCUCAGCGCCCAGCCCAACCUCAACCUGCUCACCACCUACACCACCCUCAUGAACGUGGCUGAGGGUCGCUUCGAGGCCUACCACCAAAAGUGCACCACCCACCCCUGCACCCCCUGGUAA